Endocarpon pusillum Z07020 is the source of this 855-nucleotide messenger RNA. RefSeq lists its product as uncharacterized. The record is from RefSeq and is a predicted model, not a curated record. The coding region runs from base 1 to 855 and encodes 284 amino acids. NCBI's taxonomy places the organism in Eukaryota, Fungi, Ascomycota, Eurotiomycetes, Verrucariales, Verrucariaceae. Gene Ontology annotation, molecular function: hydrolase activity, acting on carbon-nitrogen (but not peptide) bonds, in linear amides. The transcript is spliced from 3 exons.
AUGGUCAUCGCGGCAGUGGGACAGAUCUGCUCGACGGCAUCGCUAUCACACAAUCUCACGCAAUGCCAGACGCUGGUGCGUAGAGCAGCAGCCGCGGGAGCAAAAGCGCUCUUCCUCCCUGAAGCUUCCGACUACAUCGCCUCCUCUUCCUCCGAAACAAUCUCCCUCGUCCAAUCGGUGACUUCCAGUCCCUUCGUUCUCGGCCUCCAACAUGAAGCGCGAACCUCCACCCUCCCGAUCAACGUCGGCAUCCACGAACCCGCCGAUGGGGCCAACAAAGUCAAGAACACCCUGAUCUGGAUCAACGAGCAUGGCACCGUGACAAGCCGCUACCAGAAACUCCACCUCUUCGACGUCGACAUCCCCGGCGGACCAGUCCUGAAAGAAAGCAACAGCGUCGAAGCCGGCAGGGACAUCGUCCCUCCAAUCGACACCCCAAUCGGGAAGAUCGGCAUGAUGAUCUGCUUUGACCUCCGCUUCCCCGAGAUAUCACUUCGGCUGACGCGGCAAGGCGCGCAGGUGUUGGUCUAUCCGUCCGCGUUUACGGUCCCGACUGGCAAGGCACAUUGGGAGACGCUGCUGAGAGGUAGGGCGAUCGAGAAUCAGGCGUUUGUCCUUGCGGCGGCGCAGUGUGGGAGGCACAACGGGAAGAGGGUAAGCUAUGGAGACUCGAUUGUGAUAGGGCCGUGGGGUGAGGUGAUAGGGAGGUCGGAGCGGGUGGAGGAUGCGGAUGCUGAGCGGGAAGGGGAAAGGGAACCACAGCUGUUGCUUGUGGAUUUGGAUUUGGGAUUGGUGGAGAAGGCGAGGAGGGAGCUUCCACUUCUGAGGAGGACCGACGUGUAUCCUGAGAUUUAG